Molecule: messenger RNA, 420 nt
Organism: Striga hermonthica
Lineage: Eukaryota; Viridiplantae; Streptophyta; Magnoliopsida; Lamiales; Orobanchaceae
Source: the annotation of a GenBank genome assembly
AUGGCGAACUCGGCAUCUGGGAUUGCGGUUAGCGACGAAUGCAAGCUCAAAUUCUUGGAGUUGAAGGCGAAAAGGAACCACAGAUAUAUCGUGUUCAUGAUCGACGACACGAAACAGCAGGUCACGGUUGAAAAAGUCGGCAGCAGCACCGAGACGUACGAGGAUUUCGCCCGGAGCCUUCCGGAAGGGGACUGCCGAUACUCGGUCUUUGAUUAUGACUUCACGACCGAUGAAAAUUGCCACAAGAGCAAGAUCUUCUUCAUUGCAUGGUCACCAGACACGGCAAAAGUUAGGACCAAAAUGCUUUACGCAAGCUCGAAAGAUAGGUUCAAGAGAGAGCUCGAUGGCAUUCAGGUCGAUUUACAGGCAACCGACCCAAGUGAGAUGAGCUGGGAUAUCCUCAAAGCAAGAGCUUAUUGA